Messenger RNA from Paramisgurnus dabryanus, 1232 nucleotides. RefSeq names its product OTU deubiquitinase, ubiquitin aldehyde binding 1a (gene otub1a). Gene Ontology annotation, molecular function: cysteine-type deubiquitinase activity; ubiquitin binding. Gene Ontology annotation, biological process: protein K48-linked deubiquitination; negative regulation of double-strand break repair. Lineage: Eukaryota; Metazoa; Chordata; Actinopteri; Cypriniformes; Cobitidae. The record is from RefSeq and is a predicted model, not a curated record. Gene Ontology annotation, cellular component: nucleus.
AAGUGUCUUGAUCUCCAGCGUUUCCAGUCAGGUGACCGGAAAUGACUGUUCAGCACGAACAUGGCGGAGGAGCAACAGCAAGAGGUUUCUGCAAAAGAGGCUGAUGGGCUAACUUGUCUUGCAUAUGAUGAAGCCAUUAUUGCACAGCAGGAUAAGAUACAGCAAGAGAUAGCCACCAGUAUUGCUCUGGUGUCCGAAAGACAAGACCUGGCUAUCCUUAAGAGAGAAUAUGCUGAAGAUGACGCCAUUUACCAGCAGAAGAUAAGAGAUUUACAAAAGAAAUACACAUCUGUACGAAAAACGCGACCAGAUGGAAACUGUUUCUAUAGAGCCUUUGGUUUCUCACAUCUGGAGUCUUUACUUGAUGACAGCAAAGAAUUACACAGGUUCAAGGCAGUUGCAGCCAAAAGUAAACUGGAUCUGGUGAGCCAAGGUUUCACAGAAUUCACCAUUGAAGAUUUUCACAACACAUUCAUGGACCUGAUUGAGGCAUGUGAUAAACAAACAUCUGUAGGCGAGCUGGUCAACUCUUUUAAUGAGCAAAGUGUGUCAGAUUAUCUCGUCGUGUACCUGCGGCUGGUGACAUCUGGCUACCUGCAGAGAGAGGAAGAGUUUUUCCAGCACUUCAUAGAGGGCGGUCGUACGGUUCGGGAGUUUUGCCAACAGGAGGUGGAGCCAAUGUCCAAAGAGAGUGACCACAUUCACAUCAUAGCUCUGGCUCAGGCCUUAAAUGUCUGUAUCCAGGUAGAGUACAUGGACAGAGGAGAAGGAGGAACGGUCAAUCAUCACAUCUUCCCGGAAGAUGGUGAACCCAGGAUUUUCCUCCUGUACCGACCGGGCCACUAUGACAUCCUUUACAAAUAGCAAUUCUGCACAUGUUGGCUGUUAAUGCCUCAUUUGUCUUAGUGCUGUGGGUUUGACUCGACUCUAUAAACCUGUAAAAUGUGAACACGAGUGCACAGACGCUCAAUGUUGCAAAUUUCUCUAUAAAACCCCAAAGACUCGGAUGCAGAAUUUUGGAUCUUCUGUGAUACCAGGCACUGGACAUUGUACAGUUUUCUUUGUAUAACCUGCAACAUUUUUGUUCCGGUUGUAUUUACAAUAUAUUGUUAUUUUGUUUAGUUUCUUUUCUUGUAGUUAAAGACAACCUGUCAUUUGUGAUGGGAAUUAAAUUGCUUUAUUUUGUGAGUGUAUUUGACUUUCAUGAGAAUAAAAAAUGAGCAGUAGCCAUA